Molecule: messenger RNA, 2220 nt
Organism: Sugiyamaella lignohabitans
Lineage: Eukaryota; Fungi; Ascomycota; Dipodascomycetes; Dipodascales; Trichomonascaceae
Gene: CRZ1
Product: DNA-binding transcription factor CRZ1
Exons: 1
Coding region: 1-2220 (739 amino acids)
Biological process (GO): regulation of DNA-templated transcription
Molecular function (GO): RNA polymerase II cis-regulatory region sequence-specific DNA binding; DNA-binding transcription factor activity, RNA polymerase II-specific
Source: RefSeq, a predicted model, not a curated record
AUGACAAACCAAUACGGUGGCAGCUCGAUAGAUGAGCUCUUAUUGAAUUCAAACUCCGGAUUGGCUUCUGAAGCUUACGAUUUCUUGAAAAAUUUUGAAGACACUAAUGAACCCAAACUCGAUAACACCAGUACCGAGUUUUUAAUACACGACAAUAGCGGUAUUGAUUUUGAAUCGCAUCCUCAACCAGCAACAGCUGGCCCUUUAUACUUUUCAAACGACGUUUCAAACGACGUUUCAAACGACAACAACAAUUACUACACGAAUAGGAGUAGAUCCAAUAGUCGCAACAGAGGUACUUUAUUUCCCAGCAGUAAGUCUGUUAGUGCAAAUAGUAGUGGUGCUAACAACGAAGCUAAUAGCGGUGCUAAUAGCGGUGCCAAUAGUGGUGCCAACAGUGGUGCUAAUAGUGGUGCUAAUAGUGUUAUCAAUAGUGGAGCCAACUCUGGAGCCAAUUCAGUCUAUACAACGCCUGCUCCUAGUCAUGUUGCGCUCAGUCAUGGCCAUUCUGCCACUAGUCAAAAUAUCCCUCCCCCUCCAAUCAUCAACCUAUCUCCACCUGCUAUGAACGAAUAUGUAAAGCCAGAGUCAUAUGCCACUACAACUACAACAGCUCAAACACCGAGUAUCCACCUGUUUCCACAAGCAGGGUCUCCUGGUCUAACAGUACCUCGUGAACGAUCUAGACGAUACUCAAUCUCGUCAGAUGUAUCAUCUCACCACACAGCUACUUCACCAUACCUAUCAGCAGCCAAUUCACCAUUUCUCGAACCUACAGAUGGUGAUGUGAUUAGCAAUUCGUACACAGAUCUCACUGCUCUUGCUGAUAUGACGUCUAAUGUCAGUCUUGGUAAUGGUGGGUUCACUGUUGAUGAAAACCAGAUGAGCACGUACCUGGUGCUUGAUGAUAUCAGUCAACUUCCACAUUCGUCAGCUGGUAACUCGGUUGAUAAUUCUGGAGAAAACUCGGUAGCUGAUUCGACUGCAAAUUCGGUGGUCAAUGGAGGAUUAAAUGAGUACGCCGACACUCCCUAUCAGUUGGGAACGGCAUCUACACCAUAUUCAACAGUGUCGAGUCUGGCAUCACCAGCUACUUCAAACGGAUCGUCUGUGCUUGAAGAGCAGUCGAUUUCGAUUGAAGAAGUUCUAGAUUUACCGGGUGGUGGAUCCGGUAAUACUUUUCUCAGUCCUAAUUCCAACAAUUUCACGCGAGGACGGUCUGUAUCCGACCCUCCUCAACCAAGAGGAAGAUCGAGUAAUUCAGGCCAUGGCAUUCCUACUAUCACCACUACUGACAGCAGCGGCACUGAACCACUAGAUUUCGGUCCUCGGUUUGUAUCAACGGGGCCUUCUGAUAUAGUAGGCAACCAUCUUGACGUGUCAUCAACCACUCUCAACAUUCCAAUAGAUUCGUUUCUGACGCCAGGUUAUUCCAGUGCACAUUCCCCUUCGUCAUCUACAGCCGGUAGUCGAGCGUCAAGUCGCAGUGGACGGUCUGAUGGCCGCAGUCCAAGCAGAAGUCCCAGUCGCUCUCCCGGACGGUCACCAGGACGAGUAGCUCCUGGCAGCAGAGAGCACAUUCUUGAGCUGGUAGCACCACAAAGACCACAAGCACGUGUGCAGAAACACCCAUCCAACUAUGCCUGUCAUUUGUGUGACCGACGAUUCACACGGGCAUAUAAUCUACGAUCUCAUUUAAGAACUCACACCCAAGAAAAGCCAUAUAAGUGUGGAGUAUGUGACCAAGCAUUUGCAAGAAAGAACGAUCGCAAACGACACGAGGCAUUACAUUCAGGAGAAAAGAAGUACGAAUGUAAAGGAUACCUGGAAGACGGAACGCAAUGGGGUUGUCUCAAGAAAUUCGCCCGAGCAGAUGCACUAGGACGGCAUUUCCGAACCGACGGAGGCAGAGAAUGUGUACAAAAGCUGAUUGAAGAAGAAGCGCGCCGACGAUCCAAGCAACAAGGAAACCACCAAGGACUACAAGACUACGAGCAGUUCCUAUCCGACCAAGUGCGCCAACAACAGGUCACCAUUGAUGGAGGAGCAUUUACCUCUUCCAUCAAACCCGACCCACAAAUUGGCGAAGCCAACCAGCAAUACCCCCUUGUCGACAACGGUCUGGAAAGAUACAACCACAUUCCAGCCGGGCUGCUACUGCACAACCCAAACCUCGUCGGCUCGUUCAACACGCAGCCCGGCGAGCCCAGCAACUACUGA